Molecule: messenger RNA, 1785 nt
Organism: Zingiber officinale
Lineage: Eukaryota; Viridiplantae; Streptophyta; Magnoliopsida; Zingiberales; Zingiberaceae
Product: pentatricopeptide repeat-containing protein At2g13600-like
Exons: 1
Coding region: 2-1762 (586 amino acids)
Biological process (GO): RNA modification
Molecular function (GO): RNA binding; protein binding
Source: RefSeq, a predicted model, not a curated record
AAUGACUCGGUUCCUGCGACCCCUCCAGCCGGUUCGUCACCGGUUUUUCUCUUCGACCGUUCUCUUCCCUUCGCCGGACCUCCAAACCCUACAGGAACAAUACGCUCGACUCCUCCAUCGAUGCGUCUUGACCUCCGACCUCCGCCUCGGCGCCACCCUCCAUUCCUGCCUACUCCGGCGAUGCCUUAUUCUCCCUCUACACCCGUCCUCCCUUUUCCUCCAAAACCACCUCCUCAAUAUGUACUUCAAGUGCUUCCCCGACCCCUCUCUCGCCCUCCGCCUGUUCGAUCGCAUGCCCAGCCGAAACACCGUCACCUGGUCUGCCGCCAUCGCCGGCCUCAUCCAAUCCGGUCGCCCCCAGCGCGCGCUCUCCGUCUUCUCCGCCAUGAAUCGCGCGGGCGAUGCCCGGCCGAACGAGUUCACCCUCGCGAGUGCGCUCAACGCGAGCUCGCUCGCAGGUUACGGCGCCGCUCUAGCUCAACAAAUAUACUCUCUGGUUCUUCGUCUCGGCUUCGGGUCUAACGAGUUCCUCAUGAACGCGUUCCUCAUGUCCUUCAUUAGGAGUGGGAAGAUGGAGGAAGCGGCGGAGGUUUUCGGUAACAUCGGGGGCAGAAAUGUUGUCGAUUGGAACUCGAUGCUCGCUGGUUACUUGCAGUCAUCAUGCUCGGAGAUCUGGAGAUUCUGGUGCCGGAUGAUUCAAGCAGGAGUAAUGCCGGAUGAGUUCUCUUUCAGCAGCGUUCUCUCGGGGCUGGCAAAAGCUUCGAGCUUGAGGUGCGGCGUGCAGGUCCAUGGCCAAGUCAUAAGGCACGGCCAUGGGGACGAUCUCUGCGUGGGGAAUUCACUGGUGGAAAUGUACUCCAAGAACAAAUCUUUGGCUUCCAGCAUUAAAGCCUUUGAGGAGAUGCCUCGCCGUGAUGUGGUCUCAUGGACGCAGAUGGCUGCCGGUUGCUUAGAUUGCGGCAACCCGACGAAGUCACUGAGGAUCAUGGAGAAGAUGAAGUUGGCCGGUGUGAUGCCGAACAAGUUCACCAUGGCAACAUGGUUCAAUGCUUGUUCUGGCUUGGCUUCACUGGAAGAAGGGAAGAAAGCCCAUGGCUUCAGGAUUAAGAUGGGCAGCAAUGUAGACCUGUGUGUCGAUAAUUCACUCAUCGACAUGUAUGUGAAAUGUGGUUCUAUGAGCAGUGCAAAGCAGGUUUUUGAAUCGAUGAAGGAUAGAUCAGUUAUCUCAUGGACUUCAAUGAUCAUGGGAUUCGCACAACAUGGUCUUGCUCGAGAAGCCGUGAAGGCAUUCGAUCAAAUGGUCUCUGAGAAUGUGAAGCCAAAUUACAUCACAAUGAUCUGUGUGCUGUAUGCCUGUGCUCAGGGUGGACUCGUGGAUGAAGGGAGAAGCUAUUUCGAUUCAAUGAUGCGCGAGCACGGCAUUCUCCCUACAGAGGAUCACUAUGCAUGCAUGGUGGAUCUCCUUGGAAAGGCAGGGCAUGUUGCAGAGGCAGAGGAGUUGAUACAAAGCAUGCCUUUCGAACCCGGUUUGCUUGUUUGGCAGACAUUGCUGGGUGCUUGUCAACUUCACGGCAAUGUAGAGAUCGGCAAGAGGGCAGCCGAGAAAGCAUUAGUUUUGGAGAAGAAGGAUCCAUCAACUUAUGUUUUACUUUCUAAUAUAUAUGCUGAUGCGAGAAGUUGGGAUACAGCAGAAAGGAUUCGAGAAUUAAUGGAGAAAAGGGAAGUAAGGAAAAUGCUCGGUUCUAGUUGGAUAAGAUCAUGAAGGUUUGCAGAAAAAUUCUUAUA